Messenger RNA from Trichoderma citrinoviride, 2058 nucleotides. Its product is annotated as transketolase-like protein. Lineage: Eukaryota; Fungi; Ascomycota; Sordariomycetes; Hypocreales; Hypocreaceae. Gene Ontology annotation, biological process: pentose-phosphate shunt. The transcript has 6 exons. Gene Ontology annotation, molecular function: transketolase activity. The record is from RefSeq and is a predicted model, not a curated record. Gene Ontology annotation, cellular component: cytosol. Bases 1 to 2058 code for a protein of 685 amino acids.
AUGGGCUACACAGAGGUUGACCAGAAGGCCAUCAACACCAUCCGCCUGCUCGCGGUCGAUGCCACCUUCAAGAGCAACUCGGGCCAUCCCGGUGCCCCCAUGGGCAUGGCUCCCAUUGCCCACGUCCUGUGGGACAAGUUCAUGAGGUUCAACCCCAAGAACCCCAAGUGGGUGAACCGUGACCGAUUCGUUCUCUCCAACGGCCACGGCUGCAUGCUCCAGUAUGCUCUGCUUCACCUGUUCGGCUUCGACCUGACCAUCGAUGACCUCAAGGCCUUCCGAUCCGUCGACAGCAAGACUCCUGGUCACCCCGAGGCCCACGACACUCCCGGUGUCGAGGUCACCACUGGCCCCCUGGGUCAGGGUAUUUCCAAUGCCGUCGGUCUGGCCAUGGCCCAGGCCCACACUGCCGCCACCUUCAACAAGCCCGGCUUCAACCUGAUUGACAACUACACCUACUGCUUCCUCGGCGAUGGCUGCUUGAUGGAGGGUGUCUCUGGCGAGGCCUCUUCCCUGGCCGGCCACCUCAAGCUCGGCAACCUCAUCUGCAUCUACGAUGACAACCACAUUUCCAUUGACGGCGACACCAACGUUGCCUUCACCGAGGACGUGGCCAAGCGCUACGAGGCCUACGGCUGGCACGUCGAGGUUGUCGAGAACGGCGACCACGACCUCGAGGGCAUGGAGGCCGCCAUCAAGAGGUGCCAACAGGUCAAGGACAAGCCCUCAAUCAUCAAGCUGCGAACCACCAUUGGCUUCGGCUCCCUCCAGGAGGGCACCCACGGAGUCCACGGCUCUCCCCUCAAGGCCGACGACAUCAAGCAGCUCAAGCAGAAGUUUGGCUUCAACCCCGAGGAGAGCUUCGUCGUCCCCAAGGAGGUCACUGACCUCUACGCCCGCCACUCUGCUGAGGGCGCUGCCGCCGAGGAGGCGUGGAACAAGCUGUUCGCCCAGUACGCCGAGAAGUACCCCGCCGAGGCUGCCGACCUCCAGCGCCGCCUCAAGGGCGAGCUGCCCGAGGGCUGGGAGAAGAACCUGCCCGUCUACUCGCCCAGCGAUGCUGCCAUUGCCAGCCGAAAGCUGUCCGAGACCGUCCUUACCAAGAUUCACAACGUGCUGCCCGAGCUCCAGGGUGGAUCUGCCGAUCUGACUGGUUCCAACCUGACCCGUUGGAAGGACGCUGUUGACUUCCAGAACCCUGACACCGGCCUCGGUGACUACACUGGACGAUACAUCCGCUACGGUGUCCGUGAACACGGUAUGGGUGCCAUCAUGAACGGCCUGGCCGCCUACGGCACCAUCAUCCCCUAUGGCGGUACCUUCCUCAACUUCGUCUCCUACGCCGCCGGUGCCGUCCGCCUGUCCGCUCUGUCCCGCGUCCGCGUCAUCUGGGUCGCCACCCACGACUCCAUCGGCCUGGGCGAGGACGGCCCUACUCACCAGCCUAUCGAGACUCUGGCUCACUUCCGUGCCCUGCCCAACUGCAUGGUGUGGCGCCCCGCCGACGGCAACGAGACCAGUGCCGCCUACUACAUUGCCCUGACCUCCAAGCACACCCCCAGCAUCAUUGCCCUGUCUCGCCAGAACCUGCCCCAGCUCGAGGGCUCCGUCAUCGAGAAGGCCAUCAAGGGAGGCUACGUCCUGCAGGAGGUCGAGGGUGCCCAGAUCACUCUGGUGUCCACCGGUUCCGAGGUUUCCAUCGCCGUGGACGCCGCCAAGUACCUCCUGGAGAAGCACAACGUCAAGGCCCGCAUCGUCUCCAUGCCCUGCUUCGAGGUGUUUGAUGCUCAGUCCAAGGAGUACAGACUCUCCGUCCUGCCCGACGGCAUCCCCUCUCUGUCCAUUGAGGUGAUGAGCACCAUGGGCUGGGAGCGAUACACUCACGAGCAGUUUGGUCUCAACCGAUUCGGUGCCUCCGGCGCCUACAAGGACGUUUACAAGAAGUUCGAGUUCACCCCCGAGGGCAUCACGAAGCGCGCUCUCCUCACCAUUGACUUCUGGAAGGACGUCCCCAACGUCCGCUCUCCCAUCAACCGUGCCUUCCAGCAGCUCAUCUAA